Molecule: messenger RNA, 2847 nt
Organism: Durotheca rogersii
Lineage: Eukaryota; Fungi; Ascomycota; Sordariomycetes; Xylariales; Xylariaceae
Product: aconitate hydratase
Exons: 2
Coding region: 102-2621 (839 amino acids)
Biological process (GO): tricarboxylic acid cycle
Cellular component (GO): mitochondrion; cytosol
Molecular function (GO): 4 iron, 4 sulfur cluster binding; aconitate hydratase activity
Source: RefSeq, a predicted model, not a curated record
CUGGCUGCACCCCAGAUUCCUCCCAGGGCGACCCACCUCCGGCAUCGCAGCGCCCGUCUGGCUGCGAUGGCCAAUCAGAACUGCCGAGUUCUUCAUUUGUCAUGUUAAAUGUCGACAUUUUUUUCUUCAGUCUUUUUUCUUCCUCUUCUCCGUGUCUUGGGGUAUUCCUGUCGUGUGUUCUCUUGUAUUCCUUCUUCCUGCUCCUGCGAUGCCAAUUGCAGAGGAUGAGGGCAGUUCGUCUUCCGCGCCGCCGAGGCGCACAUCUGCAAGGACUCGUCGCUCGACAAAUCCAGAGCCGUCUCCCUCGCACGCGGUCCUUUGCGACGCCCACGUUCGACGCCUCCAACUCCCGCAUACCGCCCUACCUCAAAUUGGUCCAUAACUAUGGCAAGGUUAAGGAGGUGCUCGGGAAGGGCACCGCCCUCACCCUGGCUGAGAAGAUCCUCUAUAGCCACCUCGACAACGCCGAGGAGUCCCUCCUGACCAACACCGACGGCGGACGCAACAUCCGAGGCGUCGCCAACCUCAAGCUCAAACCCGACCGCGUCGCCAUGCAGGACGCCUCGGCCCAGAUGGCCCUUUUGCAGUUCAUGACCUGCAACCUGCCCUCGACUGCCAUCCCCGCGAGCAUCCACUGCGACCACCUGAUCGUCGGCGAGCGCGGCGCCAAGGCCGACCUCGAAGCCGGUAUCAAGGCGAACCAGGAGGUCUUCGAUUUCCUCGAGUCUGCUGCGAAAAAAUACGGCAUCGAGUUCUGGCCCCCCGGCGCCGGUAUCAUUCACCAGAGUGUCCUGGAAAACUACGCUGCCCCUGGCCUGAUGAUGUUGGGCACCGACAGUCACACGCCGAACGCCGGCGGCCUCUCGACGAUAGCUAUCGGCGUCGGCGGAGCGGACGCGGUGGAGGCCCUCGUCGGCGCGCCCUGGGAGCUGAAGGCCCCUCGCAUUCUGGGUGUGGAGCUCAAAGGCAGGCUGGGCGGCUGGGCGUCGCCGAAAGACGUCAUCCUCAACCUUGCCGGCCAGCUUACUGUCCGUGGCGGUACCGGCUUCAUCAUCGAGUACUUUGGACCCGGCGUCGAGACGCUGAGCUGUACCGGCAUGGCGACCAUCUGCAAUAUGGGCGCCGAAGUUGGGGCUACGACGUCCAUCUUCCCCUUCAACCCAGCCCAUGUACGAUACCUGGAGGCGACCCAUCGGCACGACGUCUCGGCGAAUGCGAAGAAAUUCUCCGACAUCGUCCAGCUCAAGGCCGAUGCGGGCGCUAAGUAUGACGAGAUCAUCACCAUCGACCUAUCUCAAUUGGAGCCGCAUGUCAACGGACCCUUUACCCCCGACCUCUCUACCCCCCUUUCCCAGUUCAGGCAAACUGUCGAGGAGCAGAAGUGGCCUGAAAAGCUAUCUGCCGGCCUGAUCGGAAGCUGCACGAACAGCUCGUAUGAGGACAUGACUCGCGUCGAGGGUAUGGUCCGUGAAGCGAUGGAAGCCGGCCUUAAGCCCGCUUCAGACUUCUAUAUAACCCCCGGUAGCGACCAGAUCAGGGAAACCCUGCGAAGAGAUGGCCCUCUCGACACCUUCAAAGAUGCCGGCGGCACCGUGCUCUCGAAUGCCUGCGGCCCUUGCAUCGGCCAGUGGAAGCGGCACGACGGCGUCGAGAAGGGUACGCCGAACGCCAUCUUCACCUCGUAUAAUCGCAAUUUCCGCGGGCGGAAUGACGGCAACCCUGACACCAUGAACUUCCUCGCGUCGCCUGAGAUUGUCACCGCGCUGGCGUUCGCUGGCACGACCACCUUCAACCCGAUGACCGACGCGCUCGUGACACCGUCCGGCAGCGAGUUCCGCUUCACGCCGCCCUUGGGCCGCGAGAUCCCUACGCAGCCGUUCGAGGUAGCGCGGGAAGAGUUCCGCGCGCUGAGGCAGGCGCCCGACUCGUCUGUCAGCGUAGCCAUCUCGCCGACGUCGGAGCGGCUCGCGCUUCUCGAGCCGUUCGAGCCGUUCCCGGCGUCGGAGCUGACGGGGCUGCGAGUGCUCGUCAAGGUGACGGGCAAGUGCACGACGGACACGAUCUCGGCGGCAGGGCCGUGGCUCAAGUACAAGGGCCACCUACCGAACAUCAGCGCCAACACGCUCAACACGGCGACGAAUGCGGAGACGGGAGAGGUCAACGCGGCAUACGACCUCGACGGGUCGCGGCACUCGAUCCCGGAGCUAGGGCGGUUGUGGCGCGAGCGGGGACAACCGUGGAUCGUAGUAGCGGAGCACAACUACGGCGAGGGGAGCGCGCGGGAGCACGCGGCGCUGCAACCGCGGUACCUAGGCGCGCGAGUAGUGCUCACGAAGAGCUUCGCGCGCAUCCACGAGACGAAUCUCAAAAAGCAGGGGGUCGUGCCGCUGACGUUCGCCGACGAGGCCGACUACGAUCGCAUCGGCGCCGGCGACGCCGUGGACACCGUCGGCCUGCUCGACAUGCUGCGCGCGGGCGGGCGCGGCGACGUCGCGCUCAAGGUUACGAGGAAGGGGACCGGAGAGGUCGUCACGAUACCCACGCGGCACGCGGUCAGCGCCGACCAGGCCGGGUUCAUACUCGCGGGGAGCGCGCUGAAUCUGCUGUCGAAGAAGAAGUAGGCAGUGUGGUGCCGAUGGCGAGAUGAGACGAUCAGAAAUGAGACGGGGGAAUCCAGCUCAAAUGAGAUGGGGGAUCUAGGAAGAAGAUCAUUAGUUCGACGCACGGCGCAUGUCUAGGUUACAUAGAUAUCUACGACAUAUGUAUGUCCCCGGUACGCGUUACAACAGAAGAGACACACGUUAUUAGCCCGGGCCGACGCAGCCCGGCCGCGGAGGCGGGAGGGGG